AUGAAUUUCUUCUAUUCUAAAAAAAAAAAAAAGAGUAAAGAUCUCAAAUCUGUUUGGGAAGCCAUGGAAGAGUGCAAGAAACUCGGCCUUGCUAGAGGUAUUGGAGUUAGUAACUUCACAUGCAGUAUGCUCGAGGAGCUUCUUUCCUUCGCCGAAAUCCCUCCGGCCGUCAACCAGUUGGAGAUGAACCCAGCUUGGCAGCUGAAGAAAUUGAGGGACUUCUGCAAGGCAAAGGGUGUUCAUGUCACGGCUUACUCUCCGCUCGGAGCAGCUAGGGCUAAAUGGGGUGACAAUAGGGUUUUGGGGUCAGAUGUGAUCGAAGAGAUUGCCCUAGCCAGAGGAAAAACAACUGCUCAGAUAUCAUUGAGAUGGGUGUAUGAACAAGGUGUGAGCAUAGUAACAAAAAGCUACAACAAGGAAAGAAUGAGGCAGAACCUUGACAUCUUCGACUUCUGCUUGACCGAGGAGGAAUUGGAGAAGAUGAGUCAUCUUCCACAACGGAAAGGGGUUACCUUUGCCUCACUUCUAGGACCCCAUGAUAUCGUUCUGGAAAUUGACGCAGAAUUAUGAGCCAGAC
Rosa chinensis is the source of this 577-nucleotide messenger RNA. Its product is annotated as D-galacturonate reductase. Lineage: Eukaryota; Viridiplantae; Streptophyta; Magnoliopsida; Rosales; Rosaceae. The transcript has 3 exons. The record is from RefSeq and is a predicted model, not a curated record. Gene Ontology annotation, molecular function: aldose reductase (NADPH) activity. Bases 1 to 570 code for a protein of 189 amino acids. Gene Ontology annotation, cellular component: cytosol.